Messenger RNA from Echinops telfairi (small Madagascar hedgehog), 1372 nucleotides. It is a transcript of the gene GLOD4, whose product is annotated as glyoxalase domain containing 4. The record is from RefSeq and is a predicted model, not a curated record. The transcript is spliced from 9 exons. NCBI's taxonomy places the organism in Eukaryota, Metazoa, Chordata, Mammalia, Afrosoricida, Tenrecidae. The coding region runs from base 21 to 977 and encodes 318 amino acids.
GAUCCGCGUUUGCGGGAGUCAUGGCUGUCCGGCGGGCACUGCACUUCGUCUUCAAAGUGGGAAACCGCUUCCAGACGGCGCAUUUCUAUCGGGAUGUCCUGGGGAUGAAGGUUCUGCGGCAUGAGGAAUUUGAAGAAGGCUGCAAAGCUUCCUCUGGCGGGGACUUGAGGGCGACCGUUGUACACUGUGGUGAAGGAUCGGAGGGCACGGCGGGCACCAGCAGCAGUUACAUUGACGUGGAAGGAAAGCGCCAAUUGGCGAAUAGGGUGUCUGAGACGUCCAUUGUGGGAAGUCAUUGUGGGAAGCUCCGGUUGUCGGGGGCGGGCAUCACCCUCGCUUCGAGCCAAGCGGUCGACAAUGCCAGGAACAUGGAGUGGCCACUCAGGGAAACCGCAGAAGGGGUUUUUGAAACCGAGGCCCCCGGAGGAUACAAGUUCUACCUGCAGAAUUGCAGUCCACCUCGGUCAGAUCCAGUUAUAAAAGUAACGCUAGCAGUGUCUGAUCUUCAAAAGUCCUUGAACUACUGGUCUUAUCUGCUGGGAAUGAAAAUUUAUGAAAAAGAUGAACAGAAGCAAAGAGCUUUGCUGGGCUAUGCUGACAACCAAUGCAAGCUGGAGCUGCAGGGCGUCGAGGGGGCAGUGGAGCACGCAGCAGCUUUCGGAAGAAUGGCCUUUUCUUGCCCCCAGCACGAGCUGCCAGUCCUAGAAGCCUUGAUGAAGAGGGAGAGCCAGAAGAUCCUGACUCCCUUGGUGAGUCUGGACACGCCAGGGAAAGCCACGGUGCAAGUGGUCAUUCUGGCUGACCCUGUAAGUAUUCCCCAGAGCGAGUGCACCGGAGACUCCCUCUGUCUCCUCAUCAACCUGGCUAUUUCAGCCGCGCUCAAAGCAAUGAGUUUGCCCUUUGUCUCCCACGCAAUGGCAGCAGAUAAAAGCGAUGAGUGGUUUGCUCAGCACAAUAAACCCAAGGCUUCAGGUUAACCAAGACUUCCUUUGGAACCAGCAUUUGUGACGCCUGUCCAGCCCGUGGGCCGGAUGUGCCCAUUCAUCGUAAAUGCCUGACAACUCAGAUAUUUCCCUCAUGGCCAGGAGGCCAUCCUGAUGAAGAUUUCCGACCUCCGGCUUGGAGCGCUCCACUGUGUUGCAGAUGAAAUACUGUUAUCGCUGCUCUGUCGCUGGAAUGGCACGUUCUGUAUGCAGCUGUGCUAGCAAGAGAUGAUUGUGCAGAGGUAGGGUGUUUAUAUGGGACUUUACCUUUGGUUGGGGAUAGAGGAAACUUUGAUGAGCUGUUGAUCAUGUCAAAUGUAUAAAAGCACAACUGUUCAAAUAAAGUCAGUGUGAUGGUUGGAAACAGUAAUAUGCCAUCCUCCCACUUA